Vespa velutina is the source of this 2503-nucleotide messenger RNA. RefSeq lists its product as uncharacterized. NCBI's taxonomy places the organism in Eukaryota, Metazoa, Arthropoda, Insecta, Hymenoptera, Vespidae. The record is from RefSeq and is a predicted model, not a curated record. The transcript has 11 exons. The coding region runs from base 1057 to 2070 and encodes 337 amino acids.
UCCGCGCAGAGAGCUACGCGCAUAUUAUUCAUUCGCGCGAACGCAUUCGACUCGGUUCACCCGUUCGCGAGGCAUCGCGACCGCUUCAGUCUUUACGUUGUCUGCAGUCUUCGACGAUCCUUCUUCGAAAUUUAUCCUCGAGUUCGAGUAGUUUCAUUUCAUUCUACAUUGUAAUUCAUAAUUAACUUUCAAUUGAUAUUAAUUUUUUAAUAAUUUUUAAUUCGUACUAUAUCGUAAUUGUUAUUAAUUUAUAUAGUUUCGUAUUCGAUCGUAUUAAUUCGUACUUGAUCGUAUCCAUUCGUAUUUACUCGUGUUAAUUCGUACUUGAUUAUACACACGAUCGUGUUUAUUCGUAUUGAUUCGUAUUUGAUCGUAUUUACUCGUAUUAAUUCGUAAUUCAUUUAUAUGUUUGCCCUUAUUUAUUCCUAUAAAUUCUUAUUUUAUCGUAUUUUCUCGUACUUGAUCGUAUGUACUUCUUUUAACUUUUAAUUUGAUUUAAUUUAACUUAAUUUCUCUCUCUCUUUCUCUCUCUCUCUCCCCCCCUCUCUCUCUUUCUUUUUCUAAAGUAUAUAUUCAUACGUAUCACUUCAACCAAUCACUUCUCAGGACAGCUUGAUUAACCAAUAAAAAAAAAGAUUGAAAGAAGAGCAAAUUGGGAAGGCUGCAUUUGAAAUUUCGAGGACGCAUCCUUGGAUUCUUCGAUUUCCAAGCUCGAUUUUCACCUACUUCAAUCGGUUGGCGAACGAUUAGGAAGCAAAUCACGUGCUACUCACCGAAAUGAUGAAUCAUCAGGAUAAUCGUUUUAUCUGAACGGCCGUCGACAUCAUUACUAUUGAUAAAUUUCUACGCGAAUGGAAUUUUUGAUCGUAUUAUAAGAUUGAUCGAGCUAGGUACGCAUCAGUGACGUUGAUUGGCUCAUUCGUAAGCCGUGAAAUAUGAUCCUAAUGGAUACACUAAUGGCGUUCACGAAUAGAAAUAUAUAAUGAGUUUCUUAUCUUUUUCUAAUUAGAAUAAUAACGGGAUGCUGCUAACUCAACAAUAAAUUAUGAUAUUGCGAUGAUUACCAGGCAUCGAUAUACCAGUUUAUUCCUUGUAGGGCUAUACUUUUUUUUAAAUAUACCCGACGACUAUCAUGUUCUUGGACAUGGACGACUUAUGGAUCCACCAGGACGUAACAGUAUGUGGCGAUUUGGAUUUCCGAAUCCAGUGAAUUACAACGAUAAUGAGUUAUUCUGUGGCGGGUAUGCAGUUCAAUGGGUUCAAAAUAAAGGAAAAUGUGGGGUCUGUGGAGACGCAUUUCAUUUGAGCGAGCCAAGACCACACGAGGCAGGUGGUGAAUAUGCGAAAGGAACUAUAGUCAGACAUUAUACGGUUGGCCAGGAAAUCGACAUCGAGGUUGAGCUAACGGCUAAUCACAUGGGAGGAUUCGAGUUAUAUCUCUGUCCAAAUAAUAAUCCUAGGAGCGAAGCAACUCAACAAUGUUUCGAUAGAUAUCCUCUCUACGUAUCUGGUACACGAGACGUCCGUUUUGAAAUACCUUUGGAUACAGAAAAGAAAGCUAUAUUCCGUUACAGAGUUGUCUUACCGGCUUACAUAACUUGUACCCAAUGUGUCAUUCAAUGGAAUUAUUACACAGGUAAUAUGUGGGGUACCUGUGAUAAUGGUACAGAAGCAGUAGGAUGUGGUAGGCCAGAAACAUUUCGAAAUUGUGCGGACGUCAGUAUUGUGACAAGUACAGCAGGAGUUCCACCACCCUUUGUGCACGAUGAUAAUCCCUUCUUACUUUAUUACAGAGAUAUUACUUCACCGAACAAUAUAUUCCCGCUAAUAGUAAGAUCACAAGUUUGCGUACCUACGUAUUUUUAUCGACUUAUACCUGGCAUGACUGAUUGGUGUCAGGCCAAUUGUCUUCGUUAUCCACCGAAUUGUCCAAAUAUGGUCUGUCAGUGUCCAGAAGUGUGCGAUGCGAUAGGUGAAAUCGAAGGUAAAGAAGGUGCAAGCGUUUAUUGUAUGGAUAAAUGUCUGGUAUAUCCAUCUGAUUGUCCGAGUCAUCGUUGUCGUUGUUAUUGACAAAAGAAAAAAAAAAAAGAAAAAGAAAAAAGAAAAGAAAAAAGAAAACAAAAAAAAAUAGAAAAGAAGCUCAUCCAUCUUCAACAAUAAUAUCUAUGCCGUUUAAUGAUCAAACAAUUUGAUAGGCAAAAGACAAACGGAUGCUAUUGCAAUACUCAAUUAAUUAACCAUUAGAUUAUCGAUGUUGUCUUUCAUAUCACGCCGUCCAUGUAUGCUUGUCCUCUUUUUUUUUUUUUUGAUUAUAAAGAGUGUUUCGUAUCGAUUGCAUGUUCAACGAAUGUUUCCUAUUAUAUGUAUAAAUGAUUAAUUAGAUUGUAAGUAAAAACUCACGGAAUCGCAGAAGAGAGGAAUCUAAAGGAUUUCAAAAAAACAAAUAACCUGCGAUGGUUCCUUCCAUUGUAUACGAGAAGAUAACAAAAAAAUAUGACUGACA